AUGGUUCUACUUAAAGCGAUGUCGCCGCCAACGGAGUCGUUGAACGCAAGAGCACAAACGACAAAACUGACAGUGACGGCGUUGAUGGAAAUGGUAAUUGUGACGGUUAUGGAUUAUGGUGAUAGUGAUGAUGAUAUUGAUAAUGUCAAUAUUAAAAGGGAUAUUGAUGAUGACAUUGAUAAUGUCAAUAUUAAAAGGGAUAUGUGA
Messenger RNA from Gongylonema pulchrum, 207 nucleotides. NCBI's taxonomy places the organism in Eukaryota, Metazoa, Nematoda, Chromadorea, Rhabditida, Gongylonematidae. The record is from the annotation of a GenBank genome assembly.